CCACUCACUCGGCUCGCGCUCACACACAGUCAGUGCUCGCGCCGCGGUGCGCUCGGUUUUGUCCGCCGUGUUCGUCGCUCGAGGCUCCGGCCCGGUGUCCGCCCGGCUCCCGCUGCUGAGACCCGUCAGAGAAAUGUGCGACCCGUGUGCGGAGGAGGCGACAGACAGCAGCUUCAGUAAAACAGAUAAACCAUCAUGAUUCCCAUCACAGAGCUCCGGUACUUUGCUGACACCCAGCCAGCGUACCGCAUCCUGAAGCCAUGGUGGGACGUUUUCACCGACUACAUCUCAAUCGUCAUGCUGAUGAUUGCAGUGUUCGGCGGGACGCUGCAGGUCACACAGGACAAGAUGAUCUGCCUGCCUUGCAAGUGGGUCGUCAACAUGUCCUGCAAGACCAUGCCACUCCCGAACAUGACCACCACCUUCGUACCAGAACCCAAAGGCAUUCAGUACGACCUCGACCGACAUCAGUAUAACUACGUCGAUGCUGUCUGCUACGAGAACAAACUACACUGGUUUGCUAAAUAUUUCCCCUAUCUGGUGCUACUCCACACUCUCAUCUUCUUGGCCUGCAGCAACUUCUGGUUCAAGUUCCCCCGCACAAGCUCAAAACUGGAGCACUUUGUUUCCAUCCUCCUCAAGUGCUUCGACUCACCUUGGACAACAAGGGCUUUGUCUGAGACCGUGGUGGAGGAGAGCGACCCCAAACCUCUGGGAAAGAUGAACGGUUCGAUGGACAAGAAGGCCUCAAGUGUGAGCGAGGAUGUUGAGGCUAGCGUGCCCAUGCUCCAACGAACAAAGUCCAGAAUUGAACAAGGAAUUGUGGAUCGCUCUGAAACCGGAGUUUUAGAUAAAAAGGAGGGAGAGCAGGCCAAGGCCUUGUUUGAGAAGGUGAAGAAGUUCAGAAUCCACGUGGAAGAGGGUGAUAUUGUGUACCGCCUGUACAUACGUCAGACCAUCAUCAAAGUUAUUAAGUUUAUACUGAUAAUCAGCUACACAGCCUACUAUGUAGGGUACAUCAGGUUCAGUGUGGUGUGCUCAGUAAACAUUGAGAAACUAACUGGGUACAGCAUGUUCCAUUGUGCUCACCCUUUAGCAACACUUUUCAAGAUUUUGGCCUGUUUCUACAUCAGCUUGGUGGUAGUCUACGGUCUAAUCUGCAUGUACACUCUUUGUUGGAUGCUCAGCCGCUCCCUCAAAAGAUACUCCUUUGAAUCAAUCCGCGAAGAAAGUAGCUACAGUGACAUCCCCGACUUAAAGAAUGACUUUGCCUUCAUGCUGCACAUGAUAGAUCAGUAUGACCCUCUCUACUCCAAGCGCUUUGCUGUAUUUUUGUCAGAGGUGAGUGAGAACAAGCUGAGGCAGCUGAACCUGAACAAUGAGUGGACAUUGGAGAAGCUGAGGCAGCGGAUCACCAAGAACUCCCAGGAUAAGCUGGAGCUGCACCUGUUCAUGCUCAGUGGGAUUCCAGACACAGUGUUUGAUUUGGUUGAGCUAGAAGUGCUGAAGCUGGAGCUUAUCCCAGAUGUAACUAUUCCCCCAAUCAUCGCCCAGCUUUCCAACCUGAGGGAGAUGUGGCUCUAUCACACACCAGCUAAAAUCGAGGCUCCAGCUCUGGCUUUCCUGAGGGAGAACCUGAAGUCUCUGCACAUCAAGUUCACUGACAUCAAGGAGAUCCCACUGUGGAUCUACAGCUUGAAGAACCUCAGUGAGCUCCACCUAACUGGGAACCUGAGCGCUGAGAACAAUCGUUACAUCGUCAUCGAUGGGCUCAGAGAGCUCAAAAGUCUCAAAGUGCUCCGCCUGAAAAGCAACCUCACUAAGCUUCCACAGGUGGUGACGGAUGUGGGCGUGCACCUUCAGAAACUCUCCAUCAAUAAUGAGGGGACCAAGCUCAUGGUGCUCAACAGCCUGAAGAAAAUGGUUAACCUGACAGAGCUCGAGCUCGUUCGAUGUGAUCUCGAGCGCAUCCCGCACUCCAUCUUUAGUUUGCACAACCUCCAAGAGAUCGACCUGAAGGACAACAACCUGAAGACAAUAGAAGAGAUCAUCAGCUUCCAGCAUCUGCACCGGCUCGUGUGCCUGAAGCUGUGGUACAACCAGAUCGCCUAUAUCCCCAUUCAGAUCGGUACCCUCACCAACCUCGAGAGGCUGUAUCUGAACAGAAACAAGAUAGAGAAAAUCCCCAGCCAGCUGUUCUUCUGCCGCAAGUUGCGUUUCUUAGACCUGAGCCACAACAAUCUGACCAGCAUCCACGCUGACGUGGGCUUCCUCCAGAACCUGCAGUACUUUGCUGUGACAGCCAACAGGAUCGAGACUUUGCCCCCGGAGCUGUUCCAGUGUAAGAAACUGCGCACUCUGAAUCUGGGAAACAACUGCUUGCAGACGCUGCCAUCACGCUUCGGAGAGCUGACCGGGUUGACCCAGCUGGAGCUCAGAGGGAACCGUCUCGAGUGUCUCCCGGUAGAGCUCAGCGAGUGCCGGCUGUUGAAGAGGAGCGGCCUGGUGGUGGAGGAAGAUCUGUUCAACACGCUGCCGUCGGAAGUCAAAGAGCAGCUUUGGAGGGCUGAUAAGGAGCAAGCUUGAACCAAACCGCUGCAGAGGCAAAAGUUUGAUUAGAGAAACAAACAAGCAGUGAUUUUGUUCAUAAAGCCUGGCUGACCUCGAGAGAAAUGCCGCAGCAUUGGCCAUGCAGACGCUGAAAAAAUGAUGGCUUGUUGUUUGUUUGAUGAAGCAGGGAUAUCAGAUUCCAAGACCUCCGAGGAUGGCUUUUUUGGAAAUGACUAUUCUCACGCUUUUCAAGGACAAAUUUCAUAACCGAGCUCGGUGAUGAAAGUUGUUUCAGUGAAGUGGCUUUUCUGUGUUUCAUCAUGAUUACAAAAGACACAAGAAUGCAGGCAGGUGAGGUGGAAUAUGCAUGCCACUGUAGGAUCUUUCUAAAGCAAACCUGUUUUUAGAGAGAGCCAAAAAAAAAACAUAGAAAAACUUCGCACGAUUCAGCCUUGCAAGUGAACCCUAAUGUGCUCACUGUCACUACUUUGCCACAGGAUACAUGCACAAAUUGAACAUACUCAAAGCAGUGUUUGCCUGACCAUUCUUUGGCCUUGAGACUCAAAAUUGACUACGUUUGUAGUGGCAUUGUGUUGCUGUGUGGCUCGCAAUAUUCGCAGAUGUAAAGAAAAAAUACAGUGUGACUGAUGGCUAGUUCAUUGGGGCAUGAAGAUUUGGCCCCGUUACUUUCUUUAGGCUCUCCUUACGCUCGAUCUGCUUGGAGGCAUCUUUUUAUGGGAACAAAGGGACUCUGAUGAAGAUUAACAAAUUGUCCGACAGGUGAUCUCACAGCUUAGGCCUUAACUCGGAAGACAGAUGGAAACGACUUCAAAGAAAAGCUGUCAAAUAUUCAGUGAACACAAAUGGGAACACACUCCACAGUACAAUGUCUAAAUACCCCGCAGUCGUUCAUUUAUAACAUCGGCCUGUGUGGCAGGUUGUUUGUUAACUGCAUGGGGAGCUAUAGUGGAGAAAUCCACCGUUCUGCUUCAAGUCUUCGUUUUGCUUCACUAAACAUCGUCAUAAAUCUGGCGUGUGACACUGGCUUUACCUUAUCUUACAUGACUUAACAUCACACACAUUACACACGUCUUACUGAGCUGUGAGGUGGGCUUUGAACCAGGUGGAGGGGCCUGUUUUAUUUUAAAUCUUACCAUACGUUGGUAUCAUGUUUGGGCCUUUGUGACAGGCUGUAUUGUGAUUCAGUGAGUGACUAAAUGCCACAUUAUGUGCAAUCUUGAUUUAUUUUUUUUGUUCUGUUUGUGCUUUUUUAAGCUACUUCCUUCGACGUAUACAUGCAGUCAGACAUCUUAAGUGACCUUUGUUUAAUUCAAGGCUUAAUAUAUUUUGCUUUACGUACUAGAUUGUAGUUUUACAUUGUGUACGCUGCUCAUGAUAAGUUAGCUGUGCCUGUGUUAAGGCUACAGAGACACAAGCAUUCAGACAGCUCCCUGGCACAGUUGAUUUCUUUCGGGUUUUGCUUUUCAAAUUAAAAUAUAUGCAAGCUUGCACAAUGCUAAUUAUGGAGCAGACAGAUGAUAUAUUACAUUAAUUACAUAAACAAGAAUCAAGGUACUUUUUUUAUUCUCAGUAUGCGUUUGAUGAGCUGCAGUGGUUAUUACCGAUGUGGCCUCUCCAAGCGUAUGAACUUCAGAUGUGAAACAGGAGAGUCAGGUACUGUUAGUCUGAAAAAGUGAAGUGUUUACUCAAGUGUCCGGUUGUUUGUACGCUAGCCCUUAAAGUAAAUUUAUCGUGCUCAGUUUAUUCCAGGAAAAAAGGUGGACUUUUUGGCAUGUGUUUAUCCAUUCAAGAGGCAGAUGAGGACAAACGGGAAAUUGGAGAGUGCAGGAAACUGGUUUUGACCGACCUAAACAAGGGAAACAUUUAUUUGUCAAGAGAGAAAUUAGUGCAACAUGCUUUGUGUGCUUGAAACACUUUUCUUGUUAAGACCUUGGAUUUAAUAGCAUCAUUUGGAGUAAAUCUAUGUUUACUCCAGCCAGGCAUCCCUUGUUGCUAAUAUGGCCUUAGCUUUUACAAGCUGUAUACCCCGUUAAAGAUCCCAAACAUCAUAGUCAUGGCUUGUUUUUUUCAUUUCGUGCUGUAAAAUGUAUAGCUGAAAUGUUUAAUGUCUUUGUUUCAUGUGUAUCGGUCAUGCAGCAUGAGCUCUUAUUCUUGCCAGCUGUUUCUUUUUGAUUUUGGCUUUUUAAGAGAUUUCAAGGAAGCUUCAGCGUAAUAACACAAUUGCACCUUUGUUCACAGUGGAUUUUGUUUCACUGAGGCCUUGGCCAAAUCAGAAUGCCCUUCCAGGGGUCACCAGUAAAGUGCUCCCACAGUCUUAAAGUGCAGAAAAGGGAGCCUCAGUCUGGGAUGUGUUGACUAGCAACCAGUUUAAAAGUUGGAAGCAAAGGUCACAGAUGACAUCAGAGAAAAGCAGUAAAUGAAAGGAAAUCUCAGCUUAUCCAGCAUGUAUAGACUUUGUAAACAUAAUUGAUAAAAUGACAAAUUCAUCACAGUUAGUCUGCUCUGGUUUAAUUUUUAUGGUGCCAAUUAAGAGUGAACACGUCUUUUUAAAGAAACACUUCAGAGAGUAGCUGCUGACAUGUUGGAUGCCAAACCGGCAAGUAAUUUAGGCAAAUGUUUAUUGUGCUGUCGCAGGCCAUUGGACAACUUCUAUUUCACUCAAAAGUGAAUCUGAUAUUGUAACAUGGCUCAUUGUUGUGGUGCAGUGCAGUUGCCAGCGCUGCUCACACUGUCUCCCUAUUGCAGUACAGUGUCACUCUAGGACACUGAUGCCAUUCACAUUGAGUUAUUGAGUGUAUUUUGGCCUUAACAUGCUGGUCAUGUCGUUAGAGGUUGUAUAGUCACUACAAAAUGUAUAUAUAUUUUUUUUCUCCUUAUUUUUAGGAGAAGUUCUGACCUGUAUCUAACUCAAAAUUCAUCCUCGGUGGAGCAUUUACAUCAGUAAUACUGUGGAAGACGGACAGUGCCAUAGAAGCGUUUCUCAGGGUGUCACUGGGAACUCAUUCACACCUUAUUAGAAUGGUUGGAUUUGCCAAAACUGCUACAUACAUGUAGAUAUACAAAUAUAUCUGGCAUUGUUUGAGACACAUCUGUAAUCAGGACUCACUUUGUCCUGCUGACACAAAUAUUUGUGGCGUUUAAUUGCCUCAGUCAUACUUUCUGACCUCUGGAUCUAUGACUCAGCUGUACAGUCCGUCACCGUCACUUCCCACUGAGUCACCAGAUUGACUUGCGGCCCACCUCCCUUUCCUGCAUGUCAGCGUUAGUGAAUCUGGUGGCGCUCUGGGAUAAGGUCAGUCAGACAUUAGCGAAAAAACCAAAAGAAGGAAGUGUGACUAAUACAUGAUCCUUGGUUACGAGAAGACUUUAGCACUUUUUAUGUACCUAGAAUCAUGUCAGAAGUGGCCUGUUUUCUUCUGAUCAUGUUAAGUAAAUGUCAGUCACAACAUGUAAAAGGAUUAUUUUUUUCAUUCUGUGCAAAUUGUUUUGCAUUUAACUUCUGCCUUCUUUUUGUUUAAGUGCAAAUUAUCACUAUGUUUGUGUGUUAUGUCUGCCUUAAGUUGUGUUGUUAAUGUGAAACUGAAUGAUCGACCACCUUACUCUUGCACAGAACUGACUUAUUUGGAUCCACAGAAGGUUUUACAGCUGCUGGUAUUUUUGGACACGACUUCUGACAACAGGACAGGAUUUCACAACUGAACAGAAACAACUCUUGACAAUCUAACUUACUGUAAACGGAGGUGAGCUCACCCUCCAGUGUGGGCAUUGUGUACAACAGUACACAUCAUGUGUUAAUAUCUAAUAUUUCUGCAGAGUGUACAUUUCUGGGACAGUCACAACGUCAUUUCAUUUUUAAUCCCUGCAAAUUUGCAUUAUUCUUAAACUGCCACGAUUGCAUUGCAUUGACAUCUAAUCUCUACCUAUGUAUAAAAUGUUUAUUUAAAUACAUGAUUGUAUUUGCUAUGUACAAUGAAUUCAUCUCUGUAUUCUGAUGCCUGUAGAUCAGGGAUAUAUGAAAACAGUUGGUUGGUUUCCUUUAUCCGGUGUCAUAUUCAUUUCACUUUGAAGCAUGGGUUUGUUGAUGCUGAUCUUGUGCGCAUUAUAGCCAUACUGAAAGCCACCCACGUAACCCCGAGCAACAAUCAUGUCGAAUACGAACUGCAAGCUGGACGGACAGACUCGUUUCAUGCAGCACCGUCUGUAUCACACGUGACAAGGCCUUUAUUAAUUAAUUGUUGCCAAGUGGACUGAACACUGGCUUUUUAAGCGGGACGUCUGUAACACAUGGACAACUGAACUUUGAUUUCCUAAUGUUCAGACCCUACUUUUGUACCGUUCUGACACGUGAUAAUAAAAUUAACACUUAACACUAAA
Stegastes partitus (bicolor damselfish) is the source of this 6945-nucleotide messenger RNA. It is a transcript of the gene lrrc8aa, whose product is annotated as leucine rich repeat containing 8 VRAC subunit Aa. The record is from RefSeq and is a predicted model, not a curated record. Bases 196 to 2586 code for a protein of 796 amino acids. The transcript is spliced from 3 exons. Gene Ontology annotation, molecular function: protein binding. Gene Ontology annotation, cellular component: cytoplasm. NCBI's taxonomy places the organism in Eukaryota, Metazoa, Chordata, Actinopteri, Pomacentridae.